Molecule: messenger RNA, 7842 nt
Organism: Labrus mixtus (cuckoo wrasse)
Lineage: Eukaryota; Metazoa; Chordata; Actinopteri; Labriformes; Labridae
Gene: snx29
Product: sorting nexin 29
Exons: 21
Coding region: 438-2948 (836 amino acids)
Molecular function (GO): phosphatidylinositol binding
Source: RefSeq, a predicted model, not a curated record
UGUGUUUUGUCAUGUGACCGUAACACGGCUCAGUUAGUACUCCGUUUCCCGUUUCCCUUCUACAGGCACCAAACUGAAAGCAUUGCUUCCCUUAAUGCUCCACAACGUUUCAGACGAGUGACUUCAUGGCUCUUCAUUUACACUCGGACUCGUGUUUGGUUCAGUUUUACUGCCCGUCGGGCUUUGUUCAGGACUUACAUGCCAGUCUGUGGUAGACUGACAGCCCCAGCGGCUUCCCGGCAGGCCUCUCUGUUCACCGUGUGAGCAUCAGUCCACACGCCGCGGUUGGGUGGGUCCAGCUCGGCUUCAGAGGCAGCAUGGCCCCGGUGCACAGCUAGCCUCUGCUCUUCAAAGCUACAGGAAAAAAAAAAGAGGAAUCAUAUCUGUGGUGAACUGUUGAGCUUGGGUGUCAAUGCUAACGAAGUUUUGCUGUCAGGAUGAACGCAGGCACUCAGCAGAGUGAUACCAAGAGACAGCACCUCCUGGAGAGGCUACUGGAUGCAGUCAAACAGUGCCAAAUUCGCUUUGGAGGGAGAAAAGAGAUCGCCACAGACUCAGACAGCAGGGUGAUCUGUCUGUGUGCUCAGUUUGAAGCGGUGCUGCAGCAUGGUCUGAGGAAGAGCCGAGGCCUGGCCCUCACCGCCGCCGCUCUGAAGCAGGCUGCAGGCUUCAGCAGCAAGACUGAAGCAGAGUUGACUUUCUGGUUCUAUGUAAAAGAGCAUCUGAACCGCCACGAGCUGCAGCGCUUCUACUCCCUUCGUCAGAUCUCCUCUGAGCUGGGCAGAGGUCGAGCCUGGCUGCGCUGCGCCCUCAAUGAGCACUCACUGGAGCGCUACCUGCACACACUGCUGGCUGACCGCCCGCGCCUCGGAACUUACUAUGAAGACUGGGCAUUUAUUCUGGACGAAGAGAGGGCUAGUAUGCUCCCCACAAUGGCAGCAGGUCUGAACUCUAUCCUGUUUGCCAUCAACAUCGACAACAGCGACCUGAACGGCGGGGUGACGCGAGGAGGGGGCUCCUCGGUGUCCCACCUCCUGAAGGAGUCGACGCAGGGCAUCGGCAGCCUCUGGAAAGAGUCGACUCAGGGCGUCAGCAGCCUGCUGAGGGAGAUCAGCACGGCCACAGCAGUGGUGCCGGGCUUCAGUCCCAGAGUGGAGGGGGCCUCAGACCCUCUGCCCGUUGUGCCCCGCAGCACCUCUGCUGACUCCGGGCUGAGGAAAGAGCGCCGGAGGAAAAAGAAAAUCACCAACAUCAUAUCCUUUGAUGACGACCUGGACGGCGGGGCGGAGGAUGAGGAGGAGGGGGAGGAGGACUCCCAGAAGACUGCCGCGAUGAGGAAGAGUCACACCGCUCCCGCUCAGAGCAGCGUGGAGGAAGGGGUAGACCCUCUGGAGCCCGACUUCUCCGAGUCGCCGGCUCAGAACGGCCUGGACGAGCCUGGCAUUGUCAGCUGGGUGGGGUCCCCUCAUCCCUGCCACGCUCCUCCCCACACUGCAACCUCUCUGCCCGACAGUAGGAGUAUAGACAAUGAUGAGGAGGAGGAAGAGGAGGAGAUGUACAAACCUAAAGCACAACCGCAGGAGGAGGAGGAGGAGGAGAGGAUGAGCUCUAAUCAAAUGGUGGUCGGCAGCCUGCCCACAGUGUCCACAUGGAGUCCUCUACAGGUGAUGAAGGUCCACAGCAGCUCAGACAUCCUCAUUCCCUUGAACCCUGCAGACAAUCAGCCAGUGAGCUCUGUGGAAGACACGGCUGCAUUUCCUGCUCAGCGCGAGUCGACAGGACCGCUGGGGAACUGUGAGAGCAGCAGAUCCAUGCUAACAUUCAAUAUGGAGUCCAGUCCACCUGCUCCACUCUCCAAUUCGCUGCCAACAUCUGCUCUGCCAGAGUCCAUGACAGUGGUGGAGCUGCGUCAGGCCAUCGUGGCCAUGAUGAACAGGAAAGACGAGCUGGAGGAACAAAACACGUCUCUCCGCAGCUUGCUGGAUGGGGAGAUGGAGCACUCGGCAGGCCUGAGGCAGGAAACCGAUCAGCUGAAGAAGAAGCUGGCGGAGCUGGAGGAGAGACACACGGCCAAGGUCCAGGCGCUGGCCAGGGAGAAUGAGGUCCUGAAGGUCCAGCUGAAGAAGUACGUGGGGGCGGUGCAGAUGCUUAAGAGAGAGGGGAGCCAGGGCAAUGACGUUACGUCCGUGUUGCCUUCGAGUGAAGAACAGGCCCCCGUCCCGCAGAACAAGUCCAUGGGCGACAUCGAGGAACUCGCUUCCAGCUAUGAGCGCAAACUCAUUGAGGUGGCCGAGAUGCACGGGGAGCUGAUCGAGUUUAAUGAGCGCCUGUACCGCUCCCUCAUGGCCAAAGACCACCUCAUUGUCCAGAUGAGACAGGAACUCAUUGACCUGAGAGGACCGGUUGCAGGUGAUUUAAGCCAGACGUCAGAUGACCCCAGCCUUUCAGACUUUGAGACGGCUCAUCGUGCUCUCAUCAAUGUGUGGAUCCCCUCUGUGUUCCUGCAGGGCAGAGCUGCCAACGCCUACCACGUCUAUCAGGUGUACAUCCGUAUCCUGGACAACGAGUGGAACGUGUACAGGCGUUACACCGAGUUCAGGGAGCUCCACAAUCACCUGAGAAUCCACUUCCCACAGGUGGACACCUUCAACUUCCCACCCAAGAAAGCCAUAGGGAACAAGGAUGCCAAGUUUGUGGAGGAGAGGAGGAAGCAGCUACAGGGCUACCUUCGCAUGGUGAUGAACAAAGUGAUCCAGACACUGCCGGAGUUCACCGCCCGCCCCACCAAGGAGACCCUGCUGUCUCUGCUGCCUUUCUGUCUUGACACACCUCAGGCCAACGAUGGUGGAGCCAAGACGCCUCGAUCCAAAACUUCAUCCCGCUUCCCCAGACUGGGCCGCAGAGGCAACCAGGACGCCAGACCUGAACCCCAGAGUGGUGACCUUUAGUCCAAGAGCCUUUGGAACUGACUAUUGCUCAAAAUAUAGGCUGAGGACUACGAUGGAUAUUUGUCCAAACCUGGACUGUGGCACAUAAAGGGCGUGUAACGGACCUUCAAAGCCUUGCAGAUGAAAAGCCUCCGUCGAGGAUGCAGUCGGCAUCGACAUCACAGACAUCUCCGAGAGAUAUGUAAAUGUUUCUGUGCAUUUCCUGGCUGAGUAAAAAAAAAGAGAAAUGAUUCUCUCGAGGCUGCCUAACAAUGAACUCAAUCAUACAGCACCUCUUACCUCACUGAGAGACUACAAGACCCUUUGUUCACUGCACAUGAGCUAGACUGGAGUCUAUUAUCUUAAACACAACCAGAUGACAAGGACAUUUUUUUUUCUUACUCUUACUCUCAGUUUUUUUAGUGAGAGUGUAUCCUGGUCACAGUGCCUACAGUUGGUAGCUGCUUUUCUGCUCCAGGUGAAGGGAGGGGCGGGGGGUGAAGAGGGGGUAGACUAAAGCAUCCGCUUGUGGAAUUAGUCUUGAUUCUCAGCUAAUGUGUCAGCAUUAUGGUGCCAUUAUAUUUUAGAUAGUAAUAACUCACAAUCUCUGGCGUGGACCAACAGUCGAUGAGCAUUCCUUUGUCCUACGUAUAUAUUGUAUUUGAAUUAUUGAUAAUCUGCAGGAAGUGUAUCAUACAUCUGGUUCUCCAGAGAUGCAGUUAAUAUCAACAUCUCGUUAAGAUUACAUCGAUGAUCAUAUGAAAGGACAAACACAGCUAAAUCCAACACGUCUGGUGUGGGAUCUAAAGGAAAUCUUUAAUUUCCCUUCACAAUAAAACAAACCUGCACGACUUAAUUUAUCUUCCAACUUUGACUCAAAACAGACCGACUGCAGAGUGAAACAAUGACAGAAAGAUCCAAAACUUUAUCCAACAAGAAGCGGUGGACAUGUAAAUUAACUUUUACAAAAGAGGCCAUCUUUUCAUUUUUUGUACCCCCUUAUAACUUUACUCCAGUCCCUUAUUAACAAUUCAAAGGUUGCAUAAUAUACUCCUUUCCAACAAGUUAAAAUAAUUAUCAGUGCUCCUCAAAACAUGUCUGUGAAGUUUCUUGUUAAAUCCACUCUGAUCCUGUAUUUGAUCAUGCCUUUAAACCCCUCUAUUUCAGUCCUGCUCAGAACAGGCUGUUUCUGUGUCUGUACCUUUAAAUACAUGUGAGCUGUGUCUGACCACGCCCCCCUCUCUGGAAGGGCUUGGAUGGCUCAGGUUCUCCCACCAUGCCCAAUCGUUUACGAUGAGAAGGUAGACACAGAGGGCAGAACAAACACCGAGCUGUGGGAGUGUCACCCACCUGGGGGAGGGGUUACUUCUCUUUGUGAUGUCACAAAGGGAAAAUCUCCAAACGGCCUGUUUGAGCACACAUUUUCUAAAAAGUGGAACAGGCAAAAGACGGAGAGGACGGACUUUUCUCAUAAGUGGGGGGCUUUGAGACUAGCGACACAUAAUAGUCUUUGAAAACUAUGGUUAAGUGCAUUUUGCAUAAUAUCUGACCUUUAAAAGAUGUUUUUCCUAACAUCCACAGAUUUCAGUAAAUAGAUUAUUUCUUAAUAUCAGAGCAGAAAGGAAGGGAAACACAAUUUUACCAUUUAAAAUAAAUGUGUGGGCUGUGUUUUGGGUGGUUAACCAUCAGGGACCUCACAUAAAUAAGGAUCUUAAUCAAAGGUUGGUCGGCCACAGUGAUGAAUUAAAUGUUUAAAGAUUGUUCAACUAAUGUGUCUUAACAGGAUCUCAUGCAGCGUUAUGAUGCGAAUGAAUGUUUUAACGGCGACUAAACACUUGAAGAAAAAGCUGCUGGUUACAGUGCAUGCAGAAGAGCCGCGGAGCAUUGAGUGUGUGUAAAACAGAAGCUCAUGCAUAUGGAUGGCUCACCCAAGAGGAGACGCAGGCUGUGUUCAAAUGAGGAUCGAUUGUGUCGGAAAAACUUGAAUCAAAGGGUCGGCUCACAAAGUGGUAAACACUGUUCUCACUCGUUGGCGGGGGGGUCGGGGUUGGGGUGAACAAACACGCUUUGUUGGUUUUAAUUAAGUUGUUUUUCUUAUAGGGAAGUGACCCUCACAGGUUUCCCACUACUGGUAAGCACUGCACAGCGUUGUUCCUCACAAGGACGCUGUCAAAUGUUUAUUUUUUAUCAGACUCCCCUGAAGUCUUUAACAGAGAUGGUGUCAGUGGUAAAUAUGUGGCGAGCUUGCUGGAAGAAAAGACGAGAUAAAGUAUCAAAAAUCGUUUUCCACAUAACCUUUAUUUUUUGUUUGACAAAUUGCUCUGCAGUUGCUCCCUAACCACAACAUGUAAUGUAACAUACACAUGAAUGUUUGUCUUUUUUUUUUUUGAUUGAAGGUACUUUAAGUAUCUGCUAUGAUUACUACAGAACUGUAGAACUGCCUUGUAUGCGUUUUUUUUUUUUUUUUUUAAUCAGCCAACAGUAUCUAAUAUGUCCUAUACUGCUCUGUAACAGCUUAGUCACACAGUCUGUUUAUCAUAAUGAGAAGCCUUUACAUAGACAAAUCUCACAGUAAAGGUAAUGAUCAGUGGAUCUCUAGAAUAUGGAAGCCCUGAGCGGAUAUGCAUCCAUCCAUCAAUUUUUAUUUGAUCCAUUUCUGGGUGUUUCUUGAGAUCUGGACUUAUUUAUCUCUUAUCCACAGAGCUUCAAAAGCACAAAAACAAACAAAGAAAAAGGCUUAACUUGUCUUAUUAGUGUGGGUAAAGCUGCCCAUAAGGGGGGGUAAAGGGGAAAGGUUUUUGCAUGGGGAGGGCCCAUGGAGGUUAGCAAACACCUGGUCCAUCCUAAUUUUAAGCAACAAUGACCAAAUUUUUCACCUUAAUAUAAUUUCCUCUUAAAGCAACAAAAACACACUUUUGAUUUAUUGUUGCUUGAGUAAUAUGAACCCUGUUUCAAAAUCUAAAACCCUUCUUCUCCUUCUUUUUUUGUAAUCUUAAAGAGCCCAUAUUAUGCCCUUUUUGGGGUUCGUAUAUUUAAUCUAUGUAUCUACUUUUGUCGUUCACAAUAGCUAAAGUCCGAAAAAAGUGUCUGUUUUCAUGUACUGCUCCUCCUUGCUCCCUCUACGCUCUGAGUCCGUCAGCUACACUCUGCUGAGCCCACACUGUUAGACCCCACGUGGGCCAAGUCUGCUCUGAUUGGUCUGCCGAUCCGCUCUGUCGUUAUUAGUCAGUGGCUCAGCACGCUUCUUGGAAAUUUCAACAUGAGCUACAGGGCUUGCCACAACGAGCCAAUGGGCUUAGAUCAGUGAUCUCACACUGACAAUGACAUCGGACUGACACAUUUUUAUCGAGGGGGGCUAGAACCGAGCGUUACAUGCGGCUAAUGCUACAGCUAACAGGAGGACGCAGGAGAAGCUGCGUUUCCGCAGACUUUGAAUUUUUGCACAUAGAUGUGCCUAAACAUGCACAGGACACUUGGAAAACACACUAAAGAGCAUAUAAAACCAGAAAAGCAUAAUAUGGGACCUUUAAGGGGAGCCCAGAGGACGCCAAUGUUAGCCAGGUGGCUAGCGCUAACACAACUCAAAUGUGAAUACGUUGAUUUGAAUCAUAUCCUGGGAGGGGGCCAAGACAUAGCUGCAGGCGGGCCUGAGUGUGGCAAUGGCAGCGUGGCCUAUCAUAGUGACCAGUCUAUUGUUUGUUUUUUAUAGAUCACCAGAAGAUGACCCCAUUAUCACAAGAUACGCUUUGCUGCCUUGAGAUAUUGAGAUUAAUUAAUCUGUGAUCAUCCGGAGUAAAUGACAGAAAUAAAUUGAGAUAAGUCAAGUAAACAACUGACAUGAACUUAUCUCUGGGAAACCAGUGUUGUUGUCAUGAGAUAACAAGUUCAAUAAGUUGAGAUCUCAAGAAACCAUCCAAAAAUGAGUCAUUGCCACAGGUAAAUGGAGAAAAUAAAAAGUAUAGAUGCGUAGGGAUGUCUGUUCUAGAGCCAAUGGGGGAUCUAACUUUUCUGCACAAAUAUCUAUUUCUAUGUGCAUGCUAAUGAUCUGUAAUUCUGCACAUUAGAGAUUCUUAACAACUUAUUUCACCAUGGAGAAAUGUCUUUAUGUUGGGCUCAUCACAUUCCUUGUUAAAAGGACAAUUAUUUGGCAUUUGGUGGUUCAAAGAAGCAUUGCAGUGGUCCAACAAGCCUCACAGCAAGCUAGCAACCAUGUGGUGUCUACAAUGCAGCAUUUGAAACUAUUCAAUUCAAUAAACUUUACAAAGGGGUUUUAAUAGGAGGAAAAUGCAUCCAGUACAUUUUGUGCACUGCAGUAUGUUUUUUGUGAGUCAUGCUGAAUAAAAAUGGAACAGUUAUUGGAUGAGAGGAAGAAUCCCCGCAGCACUUUUGAGUUCUGAAACUUUUUUUUUUUUGGUUUCAGCUGUCUGAAGAAGGUUGUGAUCCUCUCUCUCCUGCAUUUCAAUCACAUUUGAAUCUGGAUUGUUCUCCUAAAAAGACAAAUGAUCCCCCAUUCUGUUGAGAACACACAGGUGCAAACUGAAUAUUAAGAAGAGCAACAAAAAUGCAGCACAGUUACAUCCUGCUGGACAUGCAGGUCUGCUCCUACAUCCUGAGGUGUGAUCACAAACAUCACUUUCUCUUUAACGGCUCCAUUUUCCUCUCUCAGAACCUUCAACACGCUGGUUGAAAUAUGGCUCUGUUCUUUGAGGCUGGGAAUCAAAGCGAAAGACAAGCAAAAGGAAGUGGGUUUAGUUUAUUGAGACACAGCCAAAGUGUCCUCUUCGCAGGAUGCCAUGUCUGUAUUAGUGGACUUUUAUUCUGUUCUUGCCUUAGUCAGCAGUCAGGUUUUUAUCUAUCAGCGUGGCAGCAGAGAGGGGCUGAACAAUAAAGUACAGUGUGUACAGUAUAUUACAAA